Verticillium alfalfae VaMs.102 is the source of this 1158-nucleotide messenger RNA. Its product is annotated as anaphase-promoting complex subunit 10. Bases 1 to 1158 code for a protein of 385 amino acids. The record is from RefSeq and is a predicted model, not a curated record. Gene Ontology annotation, cellular component: anaphase-promoting complex. The transcript is spliced from 3 exons. Gene Ontology annotation, biological process: anaphase-promoting complex-dependent catabolic process; protein K11-linked ubiquitination. NCBI's taxonomy places the organism in Eukaryota, Fungi, Ascomycota, Sordariomycetes, Glomerellales, Plectosphaerellaceae.
AUGGAGGGACUCCUUCGCGGCUCGAGGCGGGCACGCCGCGUUGCUCAAAAUUCUGGACCAGCAAGGACACCAGAAGUCCACAGCACGCCGGACCACCAACUCCCGCCGAGCUCUGUGUCAGAUCAGCAGGUGCAUGCGGCCCAGAGGUUAUUGAUGAACUACUAUACGGAGCGAAGGUCGCCAUCCAAUUCCAGGGGGACGCCAACGACUCAUACGCCGCAGCAAGGCUUCGACAGGGACGACGAAAGCCCUUCGGUACAGCCCAACUUAAGACACGCCGCCAUGGAGACGCCUGACCUGAGGCAUCCAGCGGCUCGCUCACCGGCGGAGACACCGGCGGAGGCUGACGAUUUCACUAGCCCUGAGGAAGACGGUGAUGAUCACUUUGAUGAUCAUGAGGAGUACACGGAAGGCCCGGUCGACGAGCAGAUUGAGGAUCAAAUAGAAGAAGACGAUCAAGAAGGCGAUAUGGCGAUGCCCUUUGACCCAAGCGCCAUGGGCCUGAAAGAGAUCUCCAAUUUGGGUAAGUUCACUGUGAGCAGCCACAAGCCGGGAAAUGGAGUGGAUGAGAUGCGCAGCGAUGAUACGGACGAGUACUGGCAAUCCGACGGACCCCAGCCUCAUAGGAUGACUGUCUAUUUCGUCAAGCGCGUUGGCAUUCGCGACAUCCGCUUCUACGUCGACUACCAGGCCGACGAAUCCUACACGCCGACCAAGAUUCUUUUCAAAUCUGGCACGAGCGAGAACAACCUCAUCGAGUUCGCCGUCAUGGAGCUCACGACGCCCUCUGGAUGGCAGCAGGUUCCCAUCGCGGGCACGGGUGGAGGGCCAGACGGCAACACCCUCGCCUGCUAUGUGUUUCAGAUGCAGAUUCUGGAGAACCACCAGAACGGCAAGGACACGCAUCUGCGCGGCAUUAAGAUCUACGCUGCCGACACGGACGCCCGCGCCUCGGUGGAGGCGGGCAGCAAUCCCAUGGCGGAAAUGGUUGAGAUGAUCGACAAGACGGCGCUGCGCGGUGAAGACGAAGAGUUUGUCGAAGAGGACUCGGAUCAAAGGAUCCGCCGACUGGAGAGGCGGCUGCGGGCGAAGCGCUGGGACCCGAACGAGGGGGGCAUGAGCGAACCAGACUUUAUGAAGGAGCCUGAAAUCCGAUGA